AGUUCGAUCCAGAGGUAUCCAGUGGCAAUGGAGAACAACGACAGUGUUACCGAACAAGCGCUUGAUUUUUUAUUGUUGCCUGGUUGGAACACAAAGCUUUAUUCAGAUAACCAUCAAACGAGAAGCAUGAUAUGUUCAAUUGGCUGUGAAUCGACAGUGUAAAUAUCGUAAUGCAAUGUAGGCUAGCCAUCAUCGUUUAUCGGACGCGUGCACUUCUGAUUUUCCAUGUGUGCCCACCAAAUGCAAGCUUGGUGGCUAUAUAUUAGCUGGGCGUUUGGAAAAGUACCGUGUUUUCUGCAUGAGAGGUGAGAAAUGGCUGAUUGUAUCUAGUUAACACGGUUCGUUUAACAGCUAGCUAGCCAUUGAUUUAAGGCCACAGACUAACCUACAGACAUUUUUAUGCCACGCUGGUCUUUAUGGACCCCUCCCUAGUCAGCUAACGUAAGCACUGUAUUGCCGCAGCCACAAUGUCUUUAGAGUAUACCAUCGAUAUCCAGCUUACAGAGCUAGGAUUCCCUGACAUAUUUGAAGCGGAAGAGACACCUGUCAAAGAAACACACGAUGCUACAUCGUCGAUUAAUGCCUCUACCUCACCGGAGCCUCCAGUAGAAAACCUUCCAACACCCAGUCCAUCUCCUCCUCGUACACCUGAGGCGAGUCAAACGAUCAGCGAAGAAGAAUCAGAGAAAGACGAUGGGGGAGAGGGAGAUGACGGACAGGGAAUAGUCAGAGGAGUUCAACAUAUAGAGACGGGUACAUGUAAUGCUGUAAAUGGACAAGAAGAGGAAAGUGGUCUGGAAACGGAGGACACUGACGACAGUGGGGUCUCCGAAAGGGAAGAGGAGGAUGAAGAUGAUGAUGAUGAGGAGGAGGACGAUGGGCUUCCCUCAGUGACAGAGUCAGGUGGUUCUUCUGAACACCGCUGUGGAGUCUGUGACCAGGUCCUGUCCUCGGAAUUCCAGCUCCGGGAACACAUGAACCUGCACACCGGAGAGCGCCCGUAUUGCUGUGCCGAAUGUGGCAAGCGCUUCUGCCAACUGGUAAACUACCGCUCUCACCUACGAACCCAUGCCCAGCCCAAACCCCUGGCCGCCGACUGUUGCCGCAUCUGCCGCAAGACCUUCGAAUCGGUAAAGGCCCUCAAGCAGCACCUGAGCACCUCCCAUUUCGAACCUGAGUUCUACGAGUGCGACGUGUGCAAGCGCAUCUUCACCAACAGGUCCGGGUGCGAGGACCACAUCAAAUGGCACAAGGCGGUGAUGGGCAGCCACGUGUGUCCGACCUGCGGACGCCACUUCCACCUCGGCCGCUCGCUCAAGCGGCACAUGCAGAGGAAGUGUCGCAAGUGGAGCUACGUCUGCUGCGACUGCCCCUUGGUGUUCAAGAGCAAGAACGCCCUCCUGAAGCACAGCUUCACCCACCUGGGCCUGCUGCCGUACACCUGCGUCCAGUGUCGCCGGCACUUCCGCCUGGCGCGGCACUACAACCAGCACAAGUGCGAGCCCGACCGCAUCCAGUGCGUGGCCUGUCUGGGAGUGUUCACCAGCCAGGACGACUUCCAAAGGCACAAGAAGGACACCGGCUGCUGGGGCCACCAGGGCUCCAAGGGGAGCGAGAUCCGCUGUAUGGAGUGCGGCGAGGGCUUCGCCAGCAUGGAGGAGUUGAAGAAUCACGCGGGGGCUCAUCAGAGGGUGCUGACCUGCUUCGUUUGUGGCAAGGGCUUCCGAUCGUCCCUGCUUUUGAUGUCACACAUGGGCGGUCACGCGAGCCAGAGGCCGUACCUGUGCCAGAAGUGUGGCGUGGGAUUUCCCCACCAACAAGACUACGACUGCCACCUCAAGAACUGCGGAAGCAUAGUCCUUCCAACGAUGGCUCCAAAGAAACCUCAGACGACAACCCAAGCUGCUGCUACUGUGUCCCCUCCCCAGCAUGCCCUAAAGAUUGCCAUCCCUGUCCACAAACCUGGCCCGCAGGUUCCCAUCCCUGUCCACAAACCUGGCCCGCAGGUUCCCAUCCCUGUCCACAAACCUGGCCCGCAGGUUCCCAUCCCUGUCCACAAACCUGGCCCGCAUGUUCCCAUCCCUGUGUACAAACGUGCCCCAACUGCAGUUCAUAAGCCUGUGCAGAACGUUCCUGUCCCAAGUGCAUCUGCCUCAAUGAUCCCUAUGCCUGUUUAUAAACCUGCAUCACCGGCCCCCGUUCAUGUUUAUAAGCCAAUCAAAGCAAUGCCAACCGUUGUGGGAACCCCAAUCACCCUCCCUGCAGGAGUCUUAAACAGUGUCCCUGCCCCGGGGCAGGAAGGGGAUGGGUUUUGGAAGCUCUCCCUGGAUAAGAAUCCUCCUCCUGGGGUGAAGCUAGUGGUGUUUGUCCCCACCAACAGCCGUCUGGCCUCCGGGCUGUCUGGCUCAUCCACCGGUCCCGAGACCCCGGCCUCUUCGGGCUGUCUGCCCAAGCCUCCUGUUAUGGUACUCCCACCAGCUCCUAGAACUGGGCUUGGGGUGGAGCACACCUUCAACCCUGUGCUGAGUCCAUCACCCGGUGUAUAUCAGCACCCGGACGUCCCUCUCGAUUUGGUCAAAAAGCCUGGGGGGAACAAACAGGAGCCCAGUGAUAUUCUACCUCUCGAUCUGUCCAUGUCCUCCUCACCCAAGGCAACACUCCCCGGUCCUCCACCUUUCAACUUCCUCCCUUCCAUUAAGAGUGAAAGCAGAGACCUGGGGUCUUCAGUGGAGCCCACUGGUUCUGCUCUGGACCUGGUGCUGGUGAAGAAGGAGCCUCAGUGUCCAAGGCCCAGCGGUGGGGAGCAGAACCCCGACACGAGGGCCUCGAACGAGGGCACGGAGGAGCUGUUGCAGAAGGGGACAUGCGAUACGGAAGCACGGAACGGGAGGAGCCCAGUCUGUCCUCUGGCCGCGGUGAAAACGGUGGACCCAAAGUUAGAAAAAGAUGGGCAUCCAACAGGUGAAGAGGGAGGGGCUGGGAGGGCAAUGGGGCGGACGGGGGAAUCUUCUCCGUGUAAGGGUGAGCUUCGGCCUUUCGAGCGGGCGGUACAGAGCAACUUGCAGCGAGUGGGAGGAUCUUCGCCCGCGACACAGCCCACAGUCUCUCCCUCCCCCUCCCCUCCCCUCUCACUCGGCCGCACAGGACAGCACGUCCCCUUCACAUCGCGCUCUACUCCCUCGCCGCCAACGAAAAGAAUCAAGUUGGAGGAAAGUCCAGAGAAAUCUUCAUAAAUCUCUUCACGUUUGUCGAAGAAAAGUAAAAGACUGUUUUUAGCUGCUGAGGGAGACAGAAUCACCCUAGACACUCCUGCGAAAGAAAACACUAUGUACUGCGUAUAGCGCUAUUGUAGUUGACACACAAUAUGCAAGUAAAAGCUUUGACCCAAGGGUUUAUAGAGAUCUUUUUCUUACUAGGCGUAUUAUUGAAAACUCCAUUAGUGUACCUCCUUUUAUCUUGCAUAAUAUUCUGACUUUGUUAUUGAGUCUAUAUUUACAGUGUUAAAUCAGUGUGCCUCGCUUUGGGAGUUGACACCAUCUAACUGGUUGUCGCAAGGGGAAUUGUGGAGGAGAUGCUGAAGCUAAUAUGGGACGCGUGUGCUGUCAACAGUGUCCUGCACUCAAUGUCGCAACCCUGCAUUCCAAAACAUUCGUAUUUCAAUGCAACUUGACUAUCACACUGUAGCUGGGAUCUUACAUGACGGCAAUAACGACCAGCACAUUGAACAACACGUUGUUCCAUACAGUGUGCUUGUCCUACUGUUUACAUUGUCUUGUGUGAUCAGAUAGAUUUGUUUUUAAUGUAUGUUUCUUGUUUAGCCAAUCCUCUUUGAAAACAAUUGUUCUGUUUAAUUCCAUUCCGUAAACUGCUGUACAGGACAUUUGAUCUCUUUUUGUUUAGAAAGUGUUACGGUUUGGAGGAUUCAGUGUAGGCUGUAAGUUUGGGUGUUAUUCAAGACUGUUAGUUUUCAAAAAAAUUGUGCUCUUGUCAUGAAUGUCCAUUUACAUUUGAGGGUUUUUUGCACUGUGUGUAUGUUUGUAUGUGUUCUGACUUGAUGAUAAAGAUGACAUGUUACGAUGAAGGUGAGUCAGUGAUGAAUGUACUGUAACUUUAAUAAAAUAUAGUUGAAAACA
This is a messenger RNA of Osmerus eperlanus (European smelt), 4133 nucleotides long. RefSeq lists its product as uncharacterized. The transcript is spliced from 3 exons. The coding region runs from base 468 to 3233 and encodes 921 amino acids. Gene Ontology annotation, biological process: regulation of gene expression. The record is from RefSeq and is a predicted model, not a curated record. Gene Ontology annotation, cellular component: nucleus. Lineage: Eukaryota; Metazoa; Chordata; Actinopteri; Osmeriformes; Osmeridae.